Molecule: messenger RNA, 10240 nt
Organism: Pteronotus mesoamericanus
Lineage: Eukaryota; Metazoa; Chordata; Mammalia; Chiroptera; Mormoopidae
Gene: TRIP12
Product: thyroid hormone receptor interactor 12
Exons: 42
Coding region: 288-6488 (2066 amino acids)
Biological process (GO): DNA damage response; proteasome-mediated ubiquitin-dependent protein catabolic process; protein polyubiquitination
Cellular component (GO): nuclear speck
Molecular function (GO): zinc ion binding; ubiquitin protein ligase activity
Source: RefSeq, a predicted model, not a curated record
ACGAGACCGUCAGCGCAGCCGGAGGGAAAAGUAGUUCCCGGAGGCUGUUGGAAUAGGCGUGGAGGGAGGCGGCGCGGGCGGAGGCGCACGCCGGCCGGGGUGCUGCGGCUCAGCUGAUAAUUGAAGGGAACCGAGGAGCCGCCGCCACCACCGCCGCCGCCGUCGGGGGGUGGGGGGAGCGAGUGGAAGUUGCUGCCGCGCCACCGAGUCCGGACCGGAGACUUUGGGGCCAAACUAGUGAAUGGUAGUGUCUAGAAAGGGUAUGUCCCUUCAAGAGAGAGGUGCCAAUGUCCAACCGGCCUAAUAACAAUCCAGGGGGGUCACUGCGACGUUCACAGAGGAACACUGCCGGGGCCCAACCACAAGACGACUCAAUAGGAGGAAGGUCACAUUUAGGGCAGGCAAAACAUAAGGGAUAUAGCCCUCCUGAGAGUAGAAAAUCUAAUUCUAAGGCACCCAAAGUGCAGUCUAAUACUACUGAACUGUCAAGGGGACACCUUUCUAAAAGAAGCUGCAGUUCAUCAUCUGCUGUCAUAGUUCCACAACCAGAGGAUCCAGAGAGAGCCAAUACUUCAGAAAGGCAAAAAACGGGGCAGGUGCCUAAGAAAGACAAUUCUCGAGGAGUGAAACGCAGUGCUAGUCCAGACUACAACAGGACCAAUUCUCCUAGCUCUGCAAAAAAACCAAAAGCACUUCAGCAUACUGAACCUCCCUCAGAAACAAAUAAGCCACAUAGUAAGUCAAAGAAGAGACAUUUAAACCAGGAGCAACAACUGAAAUCUGCACAAUCACCAUCAACAAGCAAGGCUCAUACCAGAAAGAGUGGGGCCACUGGUAGUUCACGGAGUCAGAAAAGAAAGAGGACAGAGAGUUCUUGUAUAAAGAGUGGUUCUGUGUCUGAGUCAACUGGUGCCGAAGAGAGAUCUGCAAAACCUACCAAGCUGGCUUCAAAAUCAGCCGCCUCAGCCAAAGCUGGGUGUAGCACCAUCACUGAUUCCUCUUCUGCUGCCUCUACUUCCUCCUCGUCUUCUGCUGUAGCCUCGGCCUCCUCCACUGUACCACCAGGUGCCAGGGUAAAACAAGGAAAAGACCAGAACAAGGCCAGGCGUUCCCGUUCAGCAUCCAGUCCCAGUCCCAGAAGAAGUAGCAGGGAAAAGGAACAGAGUAAAACUGGUGGCUCUUCAAAAUUUGAUUGGGCUGCUCGUUUCAGCCCUAAAGUUAGCCUUCCUAAAACAAAACUGUCUCUUCCAGGGUCUUCUAAGUCAGAGACAUCAAAACCUGGACCUUCUGGAUUACAGGCCAAAUUAGCAAGUUUAAGAAAAUCUACCAAGAAGCGCAGUGAAUCUCCGCCUGCCGAGCUCCCCAGUUUGAGGCGGAGCACACGCCAAAAGACCACGGGCUCCUGUGCUAGCGCCAGUCGGCGAGGCUCUGGCCUGGGCAAAAGAGGAGCAGCUGAAGCUCGUCGACAGGAGAAAAUGGCAGACCCUGAGAGCAACCAGGAGACUGUCAAUUCUUCAGCUGCACGGACAGAUGAAACUCCCCAAGGAGCUGCAGCCUCUAGUUCUGUUGCAGGGGCUGUGGGCAUGACUACCUCUGGGGAGAGUGAAUCAGAUGAUUCUGAGAUGGGACGAUUACAAGCUCUGUUAGAGGCCAGGGGUCUUCCUCCUCACCUGUUUGGCCCUCUUGGUCCUCGGAUGUCACAACUUUUCCACAGAACAAUUGGAAGUGGAGCUAGUUCUAAGGCCCAGCAGCUUUUGCAAGGACUACAAGCAAGUGACGAAAGCCAGCAACUCCAGGCAGUCAUUGAAAUGUGUCAGUUAUUGGUCAUGGGAAAUGAGGAGACACUGGGAGGGUUUCCUGUCAAGAGUGUCGUUCCAGCUUUGAUAACAUUACUGCAGAUGGAGCAUAAUUUUGAUAUUAUGAACCAUGCUUGUCGAGCCUUAACAUACAUGAUGGAAGCCCUUCCUCGAUCAUCUGCUGUUGUUGUAGAUGCAAUUCCUGUCUUUUUAGAAAAGCUUCAAGUAAUUCAGUGUAUUGAUGUGGCAGAGCAAGCCUUGACCGCCUUGGAGAUGUUAUCACGUAGACACAGUAAAGCCAUUCUACAAGCGGGUGGUUUGGCAGACUGCUUGCUGUAUCUAGAGUUCUUCAGCAUAAAUGCCCAAAGAAAUGCACUAGCAAUUGCAGCCAAUUGCUGCCAGAGUAUCACGCCAGAUGAAUUUCAUUUUGUGGCAGAUUCCCUCCCCUUGCUUACCCAAAGGCUAACCCACCAGGACAAAAAGUCAGUAGAAAGCACUUGCCUUUGUUUUGCACGUCUAGUGGACAACUUCCAACAUGAGGAGAAUUUACUCCAGCAGGUUGCCUCCAAAGAUCUGCUUACAAAUGUUCAACAAUUAUUGGUAGUGACUCCACCAAUUUUAAGUUCUGGAAUGUUUAUAAUGGUGGUUCGCAUGUUUUCUCUGAUGUGUUCCAACUGUCCAACUUUAGCCGUUCAACUUAUGAAGCAAAACAUUGCAGAAACACUUCACUUCCUCCUCUGUGGUGCCUCCAAUGGAAGCUGUCAGGAACAGAUUGAUCUUGUUCCACGCAGCCCUCAAGAACUGUAUGAACUGACAUCUCUGAUUUGUGAACUUAUGCCAUGCUUACCAAAAGAAGGCAUUUUUGCUGUUGAUACCAUGCUGAAGAAGGGAAAUGCUCAGAACACAGAUGGUGCGAUAUGGCAGUGGCGUGACGACCGUGGCCUUUGGCAUCCCUAUAACAGGAUUGACAGCCGGAUCAUUGAGGUAGCAGCCCAUCAGGUCGGUGAGGAUGAGAUAAGCUUGUCCACUCUGGGACGAGUUUAUACUAUUGAUUUUAAUUCUAUGCAGCAAAUCAAUGAGGACACGGGAACAGCACGUGCCAUUCAGAGAAAACCUAACCCCUUAGCCAAUACUAACACUAGUGGAUAUUCAGAGUUAAAGAAGGAUGAUGCUCGAGCACAGCUCAUGAAAGAGGAUCCGGAACUGGCUAAGUCUUUUAUUAAGACAUUAUUUGGUGUUCUUUAUGAAGUGUAUAGUUCCUCAGCAGGACCUGCGGUCAGACAUAAGUGCCUUAGAGCAAUUCUUAGGAUAAUUUAUUUUGCUGAUGCCGAACUUCUGAAGGAUGUCCUGAAAAAUCAUGCUGUUUCAAGUCACAUUGCUUCCAUGCUAUCAAGCCAAGACCUGAAGAUAGUAGUUGGAGCUCUUCAAAUGGCAGAAAUCUUAAUGCAGAAGUUACCUGAUAUUUUUAGUGUUUACUUCAGAAGAGAAGGUGUAAUGCAUCAAGUAAAACACUUAGCAGAAUCGGAAUCUUUGCUGACAAGCCCACCAAAGGCGUGUACGAAUGGGUCAGGAUCCUUGGGGUCCACGACAUCAGUCAGCAGUGGAACAGCCACGGCUGCCACAAAUGCUGCAGCUGACUUGGGAUCCCCCAGCUUGCAACACAGCAGAGAUGAUUCUUUAGAUCUGAGCCCUCAAGGUCGAUUAAGUGAUGUUCUAAAGAGAAAACGAAUGCCAAAACGAGGGCCAAGAAGGCCAAAGUAUUCACCUCCAAGAGAUGAUGACAAAGUAGACAAUCAAGCUAAAAGCCCCACUACUACUCAGUCACCUAAAUCUUCUUUCCUGGCAAGCUUGAAUCCAAAAACAUGGGGAAGGUUAAGUGCACAGUCCAACAGCAGCAUUGAACCAACACGAACUGCGGGAGUUAGUGGUCUUGCCAGGGCCGCCUCAAAGGACACCAUAUCCAAUAAUAGAGAAAAAAUUAAAGGUUGGAUUAAGGAGCAGGCACAUAAAUUUGUUGAGCGUUAUUUCAGUUCUGAGAACAUGGAUGGAAGCAACCCUGCACUGAAUGUCCUUCAGAGACUUUGUGCUGCAACUGAACAACUCAACCUCCAGGUGGAUGGUGGAGCUGAGUGCCUUGUAGAAAUCCGUAGCAUAGUCUCAGAGUCAGAUGUUUCAUCAUUUGAAAUCCAACAUAGUGGAUUUGUGAAACAGCUGUUGCUGUAUUUGACUUCUAAAAGUGAAAAGGAUGCUGUGACCAGAGAUAUCAGAUUAAAGAGAUUUCUUCAUGUAUUUUUUUCUUCUCCACUUCCUGGAGAAGAGCCCAUUGGAAGAGUAGAACCAGUGGGUAAUGCACCUUUGUUGGCAUUAGUUCACAAGAUGAACAACUGCCUCAGCCAGAUGGAACAGUUUCCAGUCAAAGUACAUGACUUCCCCAGUGGAAAUGGGACAGGAGGCAGCUUUUCUCUUAACAGAGGAUCGCAGGCUUUAAAAUUUUUCAACACACACCAGUUAAAAUGCCAGUUACAGAGACAUCCAGAGUGUGCAAAUGUGAAGCAGUGGAAGGGUGGACCUGUCAAGAUUGACCCCCUGGCUUUGGUACAAGCUAUCGAGAGAUACCUUGUAGUUAGAGGGUAUGGAAGAGUAAGAGAAGAUGAUGAAGACAGUGAUGAUGAUGGAUCUGAUGAGGAAAUAGAUGAAUCUCUGGCUGCUCAGUUCCUAAAUUCGGGAAAUGUAAGACACAGACUACAGUUUUACAUUGGAGAACAUUUGCUACCGUAUAACAUGACUGUGUAUCAGGCGGUACGGCAGUUCAGUAUACAGGCUGAAGAUGAAAGGGAAUCCACUGAUGAUGAGAGCAAUCCUCUAGGAAGAGCUGGUAUUUGGACAAAGACUCAUACCAUAUGGUACAAACCUGUGAGAGAGGAUGAAGAAAGUAAUAAAGAUUGUGUCGGCGGUAAAAGAGGAAGAGCCCAAACAGCUCCAACAAAAACUUCCCCCAGAAAUGCAAAAAAGCACGACGAGUUGUGGCACGAUGGAGUGUGCCCAUCAGUAUCAAAUCCUUUAGAAGUUUACCUCAUACCCACGCCACCUGAAAAUAUAACUUUUGAAGACCCAUCAUUAGAUGUGAUCCUUCUUUUAAGAGUUUUACAUGCCAUCAGUCGAUACUGGUAUUACUUGUAUGAUAAUGCAAUGUGCAAGGAGAUUAUUCCAACUAGUGAAUUUAAUAACAGUAAGUUGACAGCGAAAGCAAAUAGGCAGCUUCAAGAUCCUUUAGUAAUCAUGACAGGAAACAUCCCGACAUGGCUUACUGAACUAGGAAAAACCUGCCCGUUUUUCUUCCCUUUUGAUACUCGGCAAAUGCUUUUUUAUGUAACUGCAUUUGAUCGGGACCGAGCAAUGCAAAGAUUACUUGAUACCAACCCAGAAAUCAACCAGUCUGAUUCUCAAGAUAGCAGAGUUGCACCUAGAUUGGAUAGAAAAAAACGCACUGUGAACAGAGAGGAGCUGCUGAAGCAAGCUGAGUCUGUGAUGCAGGACCUUGGCAGCUCAAGGGCCAUGCUGGAGAUCCAGUAUGAAAAUGAGGUUGGCACAGGUCUUGGGCCUACACUGGAGUUUUAUGCACUUGUAUCUCAGGAACUGCAGAGAGCUGACUUGGGUCUCUGGAGAGGUGAAGAAGUAACUCUUAGCAAUCCAAAAGGAAGCCAAGAAGGGACCAAGUACAUUCAAAACCUCCAAGGCCUGUUUGCCCUUCCCUUUGGUAGGACAGCAAAGCCAGCUCAUAUUGCAAAGGUUAAGAUGAAGUUUCGCUUCUUAGGAAAAUUAAUGGCAAAGGCUAUCAUGGAUUUCAGAUUGGUGGACCUUCCUCUUGGCUUACCCUUUUAUAAGUGGAUGCUACGACAAGAAACUUCACUGACAUCCCACGAUUUGUUUGACAUUGACCCAGUUGUAGCCAGAUCAGUGUAUCACCUAGAAGACAUUGUCAGACAGAAGAAAAGACUUGAACAAGAUAAAUCCCAGACCAAAGAGAGUCUACGAUAUGCAUUAGAAACCCUGACUAUAAAUGGCUGCUCAGUUGAAGAUCUAGGAUUGGAUUUCACCCUGCCAGGGUUUCCAAACAUUGAACUGAAGAAAGGAGGAAAGGAUAUACCUGUCACUAUCCACAAUCUAGAAGAGUAUCUAAGACUGGUUAUAUUCUGGGCACUAAAUGAAGGUGUUUCCAGGCAAUUUGAUUCAUUCAGAGAUGGAUUUGAAUCAGUCUUCCCACUCAGUCAUCUUCAGUACUUCUACCCAGAAGAACUGGAUCAACUCCUGUGUGGCAGUAAAGCAGACACUUGGGAUGCAAAAACACUGAUGGAAUGCUGCAGGCCAGACCACGGUUACACCCAUGACAGUCGGGCUGUGAAGUUUUUGUUUGAGAUUCUCAGUAGUUUUGAUAAUGAGCAGCAGAGGUUAUUUCUCCAGUUUGUGACAGGUAGCCCAAGAUUGCCUGUUGGAGGCUUCCGGAGUUUGAACCCACCAUUGACAAUUGUCCGGAAGACAUUUGAAUCAACAGAAAAUCCAGAUGACUUCUUGCCCUCCGUAAUGACUUGUGUGAACUAUCUUAAGUUGCCGGACUAUUCGAGCCUUGAGAUAAUGCGGGAAAAACUGUUGAUAGCAGCGAGAGAAGGGCAGCAGUCAUUCCAUCUUUCCUGAUCACACCGAGAAAUGCAUUGUCUGCCUGUUACAGCAAAAGAAAAAAAAUCAUGAUUUCUUUUCUAAAUGUAUCACCUGAGUCAAGCAAACAUGUUACACCUUCUUGUUGUAGGAAAAACGGCUUGCAGGUCAUAAAAGAGACUCUUGGUUGAUAUUCAUUAAUGGCCCCAUGGACUUAAAAGUGAUCAGGCCCUAAAACAUUGUUGUGAUGAGGUUUCUUUAGCAAGUUCUUGUUUAAAUUAUCAUUUAUUUGAUGAGUGAAGUUUUUAACUUGCUUUGCUGUGUGAAAUUUAAAAAAGGGAUGUUUUUCCAGGCUGAAACAAUAAAUGUCGCUGUGCAGUUUAAUUCUGGGCUGUGUGUAUCCAUCUAGCUAAGUCUGCAGUUUUGUUUCCUCCAAAGACAACUCUUGUACAUAAGUACAGAAAUUAAAGCUCACGCGUAUUUGACAAAUACAGUUUAGUAGGUUAUCUCUGUGUGCUUUUCAUUUCCCUCUAAUUUUCUCUCCCCACUCAUGUAUUGUCUGUGCAGCUCACAGUUCUUUUUGUAUAUGACACUUGGUGGUUACAUUUUCAUUAGCCAUGGGCUUUUAUUGUUCCAUGUUCUCUCAAAUUAAAAUAUAAUUUAAAAGUCAGUAAAUUGACACAUAUUGUCAAUAUAAUUCAGCCUUUGUAACUGGGUGGACUUUCCUUAGAACCUAGUUUUAACAUAGUUGUAGGGUGUUACUGGCUUUCUACCGGUGACACACGAGCAAUGUUUACAUGGUGAGUCUGGCAACUAGAGCCCUGCAGGAGAGGCAGGGAAAGCUCACUCACUCAUUUCUCUCGUGUAGGUUGCAGAGUCUGCAGCUUGGGCUGGCUGGUAUGCGUUAUUCUAUGGCCAGAGCAUCUUGACUUGCUGUGAAGUUUUAAAGAAAAUGAGCAAGUUUCAUUCCCUGUUGGAGUAAAAGAAUUUUUUCUCCCAUGUUCUUGUUUCAAGUUUUUGUUCAUAGUCUUCUGCUUUUCUCUUCCCCUCCUUCCAGUGCUAACUUGGGACAAGCAGUUCAGCCUUUGUCUUCACACAGAUGAAGCACCUGUAAACAAUGCUCUGUCCAGUAGUUUUACAUUCUGAUUUCUCAAAUUUGCAAUAAUCCAUCAGGUUAAUGUUUCUACCUAAAAAUAAAUAAUGUUUGCUUCACCUUUUUGUUGAUAGUUCUGUGCUGUAUGCAUAAUUUGUGCAGAUGUAUUUCAACGCAAGUAAAUCGUCACAUCUCCAUGAUUCUGCGUCAUGGCUGAUUUCGCUAUUCAAAGAAUUUAUAACAAGAACUUGAGGAAUAUAAGAUGUGGAGAGAAAAUGGGAGGAAAUUAAUUCCUUCCUAAGGUUCAAAAUUAAGCCUGUUGCAUAAAUUUGAGAGAAUUUCCAUAAUACAUUUUUUGAAAAUGAGAGGUGAACUCUAUUUUUGUUUAAUUGACCUUUGAGAAAUCAAUUUCUUUUGUUUUCCUGACUGUUCCAAACUCUUACUUAAUUGACGUAAGCCCCUUUGCUCCCCAUCCCACCACCGAAAAGAAACUGAGUGGCUUGUUUUAUUUUGAUGACUGUCAUUUUUCACUUAAACAGCCUUAUGUGGAGCAUCCCCAUAGUGGGUGCUCAUCCCCACAGGGCGCAUCCUUCACAGUGAACUUAGGCCGUGACCCUGUUAGGUGCGAGGAUCUGUAAGAAGAGCUCAGGGCUCUGCCUCCCUGGUCCCUGAAGCAGCUCCAACAAGUGAGAGCAGCUAUACUUUGAGGUCAAGGGAGUGGGCUGCAUAUCUGCAGUUUUUACAUAGCAUAGGCACCAAACAGUUGAAUGAGGCAGAAUUGGUGUUACAGAAUGAACUGAUUUGUUUGCAACUGUUAUGAUACCUUUUUUACAAACUAAGCACAAAGAUUUUUGGGUGAACAUAGCCUUUUGUUCCUUUUUUUUACAGGGUUCUCUUGUUGAAAUUUAGACACGUCUAUAAACAAAGUAAUGUUUCAUAUUAAAAUAUCUGUAUUAGACAUUUUAUCCAUGUUGUGGCCCUGGUAGAUUUGGCCUCACUGAUGAGCAUCUAAUGAGUACAUACGAUGGUUUUUAAUCCACUUCUGGAGCUUGAGUGUUUCAGAGUUGGUAAUCAUCUGUUUAAAUGCUUUCAGUCUUUAGCUUACACCUUCCUCCGCAGCUCUUGGUUAGUUAGGGGCAGGAAGACUCUACCCAUUUUAAAGCAAUCUCUUGGCAGAGGCCUUAAUAUCGUGUUGUAGGGAAAACGUAUUAACUUCAUUUGCUGUUAUUCCAGUUAUGCCUUAAAUUUAUUUGCUUAGUAAUCCUGUCAACAAGCACUAAUUUCUAAAUAUGCUUUACACAAUUAGACAAUUGCGUAGUGACUUGAGAUUUUGUUGUCAGAUGUUCGUCAGCUAACACCAAGUAUGUGGUGGUGUCAUUCAACAGUUACUGGUUUGAUCUGCUUUGUGUAUGAGAACAUAAUUUUAACUUUCAUUUUAAGGAAGGGAGAGGUAGUUACAUGUAAUCCCUUCCUCCUAGUACUCCUCCCUUGCCCCAAGUGGAUAGUGAAGUCUAGGUAGUUAAUCGGGGACAGACAUGGAGAAAGUUUUAUAUGCCUUAGCCAAAUCCAGCAGAAACCUUUCACACAGCCAGUCAUACCACACUUCUCUCUCUCGUUCUUCAGCUCUGGUUCCCUGUGUUCAUAGCGGUAGAGAACUUCCUCUCACCUUUGCAGAUUAGAAAGACGUAGUACCUAAAGUUCCUCUUUCCUGCAUUUGACAUGCAUUUAAUACGUACGCAGAAAGGCUGUGACCAGUCACUUCCUGAAUCUCCCUAGGGCAACCUGUACACAAAGGCCGUAAGGCUGAGGGAUAGAGUCCCAACUUCUGCAUCCAAGAAAUUAGAUCCAAGUCUUGAUUUCUCCACACAAAGGAUUAUUGCCAGCGAACUGGAGGUCUGUCUUCCCUCUGCUUCAUCAGGUUGUGAGGCUAUGCUCCUGAUUUUUGUCAGUGAGUGUGAACUCAGGAAAUGGCAAUGUCGCUGAUUUUCCAAGAAAACAUGAUUAAGAAAGGACAAAGACCUUAUCAGUGCGUUCAGAAACCACACCUUUCGGGGGUGUUCUGAAUGCUGCUGUCCAUUCUCCAAUAGCAAAGGUGAUCAAACUUUUAAUCCAUUUAUCUUAGUCUUUGGAUUUUUUGACCCAUUUUUCCCUACUGUAUUAAGAAUAUUGUUUGGAAAUGUCAUAUUCUGUAUUUAUAAUUAUCUGAGAAAUGCUUUUGUACGAGUCUUAGGUUUGCCAUGGCAGAAGCUGGCAUACACGGUCAAGGAUAACCUAGUAACAAAUUACUGAAAAUGCUUCCUUUGUUACCUCAAAAGAAAAAAACUCCAGACAAAAUAAAGCAUUUAUAUUUCUAGAAAAUGGAGGAUUGGCCGUUUUCCAAGAAUUUCAAGUUAAUUCUUAUGCAAGAAAAAGUUCUUAACUCUAAAGACUUACCUGCAUAAAGGAAACAUUCUUCAAUAAUGGAAGAGGUGUUUUUAUUUUUACAACAGGCCUACUCAUAUGACCAAACCUAUAACCAAUUGCUGAUCUCCUGUGUAAAGCAUUUUUUUUCUCUUAUCUGAAACAGUGAUUUAUAUGAACUGUUGGAAUAAUGGAACCUCAAACUACAGAUGUGUAUGUAAAAUUGCAUAAAUGCACUGACUUCCUUCUCCCUGAAUAUAUUUUUAAUAAACAGCAUUAUCCUACAUGGUCAGUUUUA